AUGACUGUCCUGUCCGCGAUAAGCCUCCCUCAGGCCCGGUCACCGGCUCCAAAGCCCAGGCCCAGCGCCCAGGCGAAGGCGGUCCAGUAUCUGCCCCUCCUCUCAGUUGCCCUCCCAGCUGCUCUGGAGAGGGCGCCGGCGUGGGCGACCGAGCCCCGGCUGCACGCGGCCUCUGGGCCGGCCGCGCGGCUGCUCAGGCCCGAGCUGCAGGUGUGUGUGUUCUGCCGGAACAACAAGGAGGCGGUGGCGCUCUACAGCACGCACAUCCUCAAGGGCCCGGACGGCCGCGUGCUGUGCCCCGUGCUGCGCCGCUACACUUGUCCCCUGUGCGGCGCCAGCGGCGACAACGCGCACACCAUCAAGUACUGCCCGCUCUCCAAAGUGCCGCUGCCCGCCGCGCGCCCGCCCCCUCGCGGCGCCCGGGACGGCCCGCCCGGCAAGAAGCUGCGCUGA
Messenger RNA from Elephantulus edwardii (Cape elephant shrew), 453 nucleotides. It is a transcript of the gene NANOS1, whose product is annotated as nanos homolog 1 (Drosophila). The record is from RefSeq and is a predicted model, not a curated record. NCBI's taxonomy places the organism in Eukaryota, Metazoa, Chordata, Mammalia, Macroscelidea, Macroscelididae. Gene Ontology annotation, biological process: negative regulation of translation; oogenesis. Gene Ontology annotation, cellular component: perinuclear region of cytoplasm. The transcript has 2 exons. Gene Ontology annotation, molecular function: mRNA binding; zinc ion binding. Bases 1 to 453 code for a protein of 150 amino acids.